AUGUCGACGACUUCCCCGCAACAAGCUGUGGAUUUCUCGAAACUCGUGUUCAAUCCACUUACUAUAACAUAUGAGCCCGUCGAUAAGAAACAAGUUGUCAUUGUGGAUGUGACGAACAACAACGUAUCCCACGUUGCGCUCCAUUGGAAGACUAAUGUGCCGAGAAGCUUCAGAAGCAGUCCGGCGAGGGCGAAACUUGCACCGGGCGAACGGAUGGCCUUCAAGUGUUACUUCUUCGGAAUGAACAAGGAGCAAUAUGGCAAUAAUGCUAAGUAAAAAAAGAAAAAAAAAGUGCCAUAUCCUCUUCACAAAUGACAAUUUCAGAAUGACUGUAAUCUGUGUGGCUAUUCUCGCGAGUGUUCCUUUGGAAAGAGCGUUUGAGGCUCGUGGCUUGGGAAAGUUGAAACAUACCAAGAUGAGGAUCCCAAUUAUGUUCCGACAAAUCAAGACUCCGGACGAUGAGACGAUGAACAACAAUCAGAAGUCGUCGGACGAGAAAGACGAAAAAGAGGAGGGAAAGGGAAAGGCAGGCGGCGAGUGGAUUUGA
Molecule: messenger RNA, 547 nt
Organism: Caenorhabditis sp. 36 PRJEB53466
Lineage: Eukaryota; Metazoa; Nematoda; Chromadorea; Rhabditida; Rhabditidae
Source: the annotation of a GenBank genome assembly